Molecule: messenger RNA, 1240 nt
Organism: Neocloeon triangulifer
Lineage: Eukaryota; Metazoa; Arthropoda; Insecta; Ephemeroptera; Baetidae
Exons: 3
Coding region: 561-1019 (152 amino acids)
Source: RefSeq, a predicted model, not a curated record
GGAAUUAAAUCGCUUAAACAUUAUAACCUCAAAACAUGUAUAUUAAUAUAUGUAUAGGCUCUAUUGGUCUCCAAUAACAUUUUUUUUACUCAAUCUAGUAUCUUGCAGAGUUUAACAUAUUUUUUUUUCAGAAUUCUUAUUUUUUACAGCCUUCGAUCAUAACGAAUUUUUGACAUUUUCUCUUGUUAAAUUUCCGCGCGCGGUGUUCCAUUUCAAAGCUCUGUUUAUUUUUUCCAUUGUAGCAAAUUGUUUUCUUUAUCUAUUGUUGCUAAUUGAGAGGUUAGAAAUUUCAGCCGUUUAAAAUUCUUGGACGAUUUUUGAAAUGCCUUUCGAUCCGUUAGCAUUUGUUUCUGUCCCGCAUGAUUUUCCCUCGGACGGAGAGGAGGUCCUCACCGAGGCGGUCAGACUGGGACCUCAAGAAAGGCCGACCUUCUUAAGAGGCGAAUCUGCCGUUUGGCCUUCAGGUCUUAUUUGCAUUUUUCAAUCAUCUCGCCGUUGACACUCACGCAAGCCUUCGUGAAUUAGCUCGAAGGAGAUCUACCUUCUUCUUCAGGACUCCAAUGGCCAAAUGGAAAGACUGCCUGCGGCCAGAAUCAGAGGCGGCCAAGAUCUUGACUUUUCAGAACUCAGCCUCGCAGACAGUCUUCAGCUGCAGAGACCCUAAAAAGUGCAAGCCUAGCGCCCUUUUAAAAUUCUGCUUGAGCAACGGAUUGGACAUCUAUGGGUGCGUCAGCCUGUCUGAUUUGUCCGUUGUUGUGAACCGCGCCCAAUUGAAGCAAAAGAAUAAGGAUCGAAGGAACGCUGCUGAGGCUGCGGAGAAGCAGAGGGCUGUCGAGGGCAAAAAGCCGAAGGGUCUGGUUGACUGGUUUGUGUCUUGGAUUCGAGGAAAAAUGAGAGGACUCAAAUGCCGAGAAGUUAAAAUUUCUCUUUUAGUUUGGUUGUUUCUGUGUUCAAUUUAUCGACACAUUGUUAACCAUGCCCAGCUGCAUCGGUCAGUAAUUUCACAAGUUUUAGCAUAAAAAUAAGUCUAUGGAUAAAUAAAUAACAGUAAUUCUGUGACACUCAUAGCCAGUAUACUUCUUGCUUAGCUCGGCCAAACAGCUUGGUUUUAAAAUAAGAAUAUUAUCUCAUCAGGCCAAAUCACAGCUCACAAUUCCUAUUUUUAUAAAUAAGAAAUUAAAUUAUUUAAUUAUUAUAAUAUAAAAAAGAGCCGCUGUUUAGGGAUUAAACCACAAAUAAU